Dermacentor silvarum is the source of this 678-nucleotide messenger RNA. RefSeq names its product histone H3. Gene Ontology annotation, cellular component: nucleosome. The record is from RefSeq and is a predicted model, not a curated record. The transcript has a single exon. Gene Ontology annotation, molecular function: DNA binding; protein heterodimerization activity; structural constituent of chromatin. Lineage: Eukaryota; Metazoa; Arthropoda; Arachnida; Ixodida; Ixodidae.
AUGGCCAGGACAAAGCAAACCGCCCGCAAGAGUACCGGCGGGAAGGCUCCGCGUAAGCAGCUUGCCACCAAGGCUGCUCGCAAGAGUGCACCUGCCACCGGCGGUGUCAAGAAGCCGCAUCGUUAUAGGCCGGGCACCGUGGCCCUGCGUGAAAUCCGUCGUUACCAGAAGUCGACCGAGCUGCUGAUCCGCAAGCUGCCGUUCCAGCGCCUGGUGAGGGAAAUCGCGCAGGACUUCAAGACCGACCUGCGAUUCCAGAGCUCGGCUGUGAUGGCUCUUCAGGAGGCUAGCGAGGCCUACCUGGUCGGUCUCUUCGAGGACACCAACCUGUGCGCCAUCCAUGCCAAGCGCGUUACCAUCAUGCCCAAGGACAUCCAGCUGGCCCGCCGCAUCCGUGGCGAGCGUGCCUAAGUUCGACCGCUGUCUGCACCGCGCAGCCUUGCGUCAGGCAAGCAACACAAAACGGUCCUUCUCAGGACCACCUACAUGUCUGCUUCGGCUACGGGAAUACGCGAGACCACGUACUCCGAACCGUACCCCUCUCGGUGUGGUCUGUCUGUGUGUGCUCUCGGCUGGAUGGGAUAUAUACAUAUGCUGAGGAGGCGAGGUGGUGCUUCGCACGAUACGCAAGUGGUGAGUACUGACCGAGCACGAAUCAAAAUAAAGUGCCUGUGCUAG